Molecule: messenger RNA, 2237 nt
Organism: Pocillopora verrucosa
Lineage: Eukaryota; Metazoa; Cnidaria; Anthozoa; Scleractinia; Pocilloporidae
Product: acid phosphatase type 7-like
Molecular function (GO): metal ion binding; acid phosphatase activity
Source: RefSeq, a predicted model, not a curated record
UUUACGCUGUGUGCUUUGUGAGCUGUUGAGAAAAUGGAAGGAAUUUAUUUCUUCCUCACUCUCUGUUCCUUUCUGAAUUUAGCAUCAUCGCAUCAAGCAGUUAAACACCUUUCCAUGUCUGAUUUGGCACCGUAUGACUCUCCUCAUGGACCCGAGCAGAUUCACAUUUCCUACGGAAAUAUUCCGAGUGAAAUGACAAUAAUGUGGUCGACCUCGAAUUCAUCGGAGUUUGCCAGUUCGGUCGUCCUUUAUGGCUUAGCGCCGAAGAAUUAUUCUCUUGAAGCAAAGGGAAAAUUUGUUUUAUUUACCGAAGGAAAUCCAGAUGGACUGAAAUACAUCCAUCGCGUUGUUCUCCAGGGUUUAAUUCCUGGGAUAAAAUACUCAUACCGUGUACAAAGUGGUAGUAACAUUAGUGAUGGGUUUGAAUUCACUGCUAAAAGAGAUGAUGAGGAUUGGUCGCCGCAGUUCUUGGUUUAUGGAGACAUGGGUCGAAUUGGAGGAGCACCCAGUCUCAAACGGCUUAUUAUGGAAGCUAGGUCCGGACACAACACGGCCGCAUUGCAUGUUGGGGACUUCGCCUACGACCUUCAAACUGAUGGAGGACUUAAUGGUGACGCUUUUAUGAACAAAAUUCAGGACAUGGCCGCGUGGAUUCCUUACAUGACAUGUGUUGGAAAUCACGAGAUUCCUUUCAACUUCAGUCACUACCGAUACAGGUUUUCCAUGCCGCAACUCCAGUGGCCCACUGAAAUCGACAGAAUGUGGUACAGCUUUGACGUCGCCAGAGCUCACUUCAUCGCUUACUCGUCUGAAGUAUACUUCACCAACGGCUCCAUUCAGGGUCAACUCGAGUGGUUAACCAACGACCUUAAAAAGGCGAAUCAGCCCGAGAACCGUGCCAAGCGUCCUUGGAUAAUUGCAUUUGGCCACAGACCAAUGUACUGUUCAAAUAUUGAUAGAGAUGAUUGUACCACGCUUCACUCUGUGGUUAGACACAGCUUAGAGCCGCUAUUUUUCCAGUACGGUGUAGACAUUAUCAUCGAAGCGCAUGAACACUCGUACGAACGCCUCUGGCCAGUGUUCAACGACAUAGUAACAGCUCACAACUACAGCAAUCCUAAGGCCCCAGUCCACCUGAUAUCGGGCGCAGCGGGCUGCAAUGAGGCUUAUGGAAUAUGCGUGAGUCCCAUGUUAGGACCUAGAGGUCCCUGGUCUGCCUUCCGCGAGUGGUUCCCGGGCAAUGCUGGUUACGGUAAACUGAGGAUUGAGAACUCAACUCAUGUGUACUGGGAACAAAUUGAGGCUUAUGAUGGUUCGGUUACAGACAGUAUAUGGAUAAAACAGGAACACCACGGACCUUUCAAACCCCUGGAUCCGUGGUUGUAGUAGGAGACAGAGGGUAACAGCACAAAGUACAGGACACUGAAUUUCACUUAGAAUUUCGCUGACACGCUACUUUACGAGGAAUCAUUCAAAAUGAAGUUUAAUUCAGCGCCUCCAUAAUCAAUGGAACUCAAAAUGUUAUCUAUUCCAAAACAUACAGUAUAACUUUUAUAUUUUUAGCACUCUCUAACUGCUUUUAACAUGAUUUUUAAAAGGUUUGGAAGUUUCUGUUCUUCAAAAAUGUUCGCACUGAAUGUAAUAAAAUUUAACUAGUAUCAUAUUGAACUGGAGCUCAUAAAGUCAUCUGGAGGGUGUCAGAUUGAACGAAAAAUAUUUCAUAUUUAAGACUGUAAUCUCAAACUGCUACGAUCAUGUACGGGACUCUUAUUGUAAGAAUUGAAUUUUGAAUACAUUUAAUAUUCUUUUUCGGCUUUGUAUAUAUAUGUAACCACCAUCCCAUCGCCUUAGUGCACUCUUGUGCGGGCGUUUGAUAUUUUAGAUAUGUAAGACGCGAUGCAUUACUUCGAUGUGUGUUGGUAGGUCGAAGGGGAGCAAAGUCAUUUGACGGGGGAACUAAUAGUUAAUAAACACGGAAAAACUUUGCUUAGUUAGAGCUAAGAAGCCGUCUUUAUUAAACUAAAGAACAGAACUCAUUUCAAAUGCCGCCACGAGAAUAAGUUUUACUUAGCAAAUUUCACAAGCCGCCAACAAUAGCUCUAUAGAAUCUUUAUUUCACACAUAGAUCAGAUCAUCACACUACUGAAUUAAUUAGCUACUUAUCUAAUUUGUAUCUAAGGAGGUAUGUUCUUCAUUGAAUAAAGUUCUGUCUGACGAGCGCCUAGGCGCGAAACUCA